UAGAGUCAAGAACAGCCCACAACGGUUCAAAGUAAAGUAUGAAUGUCAGUGUUGCUGGACUGUGAGAUGUCACGUUGUCCUCUUUGAAUAUGAGGUCCGAAUCAACACUGGGUCAUCAGAGAUGCUGAGCCAAAAAAUCAAGGACUUGCAAGCUCCUGAUUUAAAAACGAAAUUAAUACUUUGUUUAAUUUCCUAUCCUUUUUGUUUGUCAAUCCCAAACAUUUAAUUUAGGACUAUUUCUGCUGAAUAAACCUGCCAACAUAUUCCAGUUCACCUGUUUCAACCGCCUCAAUGGCAUUUUUAAUGAAAAAGAAGAGGUUCAAGUUUCAAAUCUAUUUUACAUUGGACGAGCUCACGGCCGUACCGUUUGUCAAUGGGGUACUUUUUUGCAAGAUCCGAUUGUUGGACGGUGGGGACUUUGCCGUCUCAUCAUCCAGAGAGGAGGACCAAUGCGCAGCGUGGGAGGAGGUCCAACAGAACUGUGUUCGUUGGAAGAAGAAGUUCUCCUUCAUCUGUAAGAUGAGUGCCAGUCCCACCACUGGAGUCCUGGACCCCUGCAUCUGCAGGGUCUCUGUACGCAAGGAGCUCAAAGGAGGAAAGACGUUUUCAAAGCUGGGCUUUGCUGACCUCAACAUGGCAGAGUUUGCUGGCUCAGGCUCCACUGUGCGCUGCUGUAUCCUCGAGGGCUACGACACUAAGAACACUCGUCAGGACAACUCCAUUCUCAAGGUUACUAUUGGAAUUACACUUUUGUCGGGGGAUCCUUGCUUCAAAACGCCCCCCAGCACAGCCAAGUCCAUCUCGAUCCCGGGCCAGGACCCCUCCCUGCAGCUGGACUGUAAAGGCGAGGGCACCGAUGCCAACUCAAACCCUCCCCCAGGGGGCGUCAUCAGGACAUCAUCAGGACGGCCCCUCAAACCCAGACUCCCCUCAGCUCCCCUCAACUCUGGUCUACCCGAGCAGUUGGAGCAGAGCCUGCCCAGCCCAGAUGAGGUCUUCCACAUAGGACACUCCCGGAACUCCAGCUAUGCCAGCCAGCAGAGCAAGAUAUCAGGGUACAGUACGGAGCACUCUCGCUCCUCCAGCCUAACAGACCUCACACACCGGCGUAACACCUCCACAAGCAGUAGCACUUCUGGGGGCCUGGCCACCCCCACCCAGACCCCCCACGCACAUGCACACGCCCUCGCCAACCCUCACCCUCUUGCAGCAGACCCCCAGACAACCGGUGAGCCUGGCACCAAGUGUGAGAGACCCCCGCGGCCACCGCGGCCCAUCCUGCUCUCCAACAGACCCUCUAGGAGGAAGAAGGACACGGUUGAGAGUCAACCCACCUGGGUGGAUGAUACCCGCAUCGACGCCGACGACAUCGUGGACAAGAUUAUCCAGAGCCAGAACUUUGCAGAUGUCAGCAGCCAUGAAGAAGACAGCAACCUCAGAUUGUUUGUCAGCAAAGAUGGGACUACAGCCCUAAGUGGGUUACAACUGGGGAACAAGGUGACUGCUGGCGUCUUUGAGCCAGUGGUGAUCGAGAGCCACUAGCGAUGAGUGUGUGUGUGUUCACACAAAUGCACAUACCCCUGUCUUUUGAGUUACACCACUUCAACAAACACCACUAAACUACAUAUGUAACCAUUUAAUGAGAUAUUGACGGUGAUGGUGGUGGGAGGUGUAAUUUAUGAAUAAUCCAUUCAUGUAGAAAAGUUUUUAUAUUCAUGCUUUCAUCUGGGGGACCAUAAGUGUAAAGUGUGCCAACUACUUGAUAGAGAGAGAAAUGGGAAACCAUUGCACCGUGGGAGUUGUAGUGAAACACUGAAAAUCAGGAAAAAGCUUGCCACACAAGUUGCGUUGGAGGCAAAUGUGGCUGCCUCAAAAAGUUGGAAUGUUAUGAUUUACCCUGUUUGUAUCAUUUUUGAACAACGUUUGUGUAUGAUAAUGGUUGGGGAUACAUUUAGUUAUUCAAAUAACAAAUAUAAAUUCAAAUGAGGGGAGAUUACUUUAUCAAAGAAAGACUUGGUUACAAACUACUAAAUAGAGAAAUUGAACAGGCCAUUUGAACUAGGCUUGAAUGGGUGGUUUUCAAUGUGAAAUGUUCUAUAUUUGAUGACCCCUUGCAAUCCCCCAAUUUCAGAAACCGUACCAGACCUGGGGUCAAAAUUACGGUAUAGCCCAAAGAACCCAUGUUAUACAAUAAAAUUAUAUAUACAUUAUAGAAUAUAUUAUAAAUGACAGAAUGUUUUAGAAUAUAGGCUUAUAUAUAAUAUGAUCAUAGAUCAUGUUGAAAUACGGACCUCAGAAAGAGAAACGAGUGCACAUAUGGCUGGCCAUAUGCAACUGUACAUACGGCAUGGUCAAUGAUUCAUCCAUUACUCUAGUCUAGGUAAAUGCAGGCAGGAUUGGUAAUCAAUUACUGUGGUAUAGGUAAAUUCAGGAAGGAUUGGUAAUCAAUUACUGUGGUAUAGGUAAAUGCAGGAAGGAUUGGUAAUUGAUUACUGUAGUCUAGAUAAAUGCAGGCAGGAUUGGUAAUCGAGUACUGGAGUCUAGGUAAAUGCAGGCAGGAUUGGUAAUCGAUUACUGUAGACUAAGCCCUUGAUCCUCUCCUCUUUACAUCCGUAAUGUGAGACACUAUCCUCAAGCUCACCAGCUGGCUUGGUGACUAUACCGUAAGUGGAAAAGUUGGAAAAUCAGAGGGGGACAUUUCUGUCCUUGUUGUUGUCUGUCUGUCUGUCUGUCUGUCUGUCUGUCUGUCUGUCUGUCUGUCUGUCUCAGUAGUUUUGUCCCUUGACUGUCGCUCAUUUGUCCUGUAUGUCAGACCCAAUUAUUUUUUUGUGUGUCUGUCUGUCUGUCUGUCUCAGUAGUUUUGUCCCUUGACUGUCGCUCAUUUGUCCUGUAUGUCAGACCCAAUUAUUUUUUUGUGUGUCUGUCUGUCUGUCUGUCUCAGUAGUUUUGUCCCUCGACUUUCGCUCAUUUGUCCUGUAUGUCAGACCCAAUUAUUUUGUGUCACCAUGCCCAUGACAUCCCUCCAAUUAAGUUUCUGGGAGAAAAAAAAAAUCUUCUUGAUCUGCAAGGAAGCCCUUUUGUAUUUGUGUUCUCAACAAAUCAAUGCUUACAGUGAGAUUCAAAAAGGAAACUCGACUGCAUAUUAUUUCAAAUAUGCUUUCUCAAUGCAAGCCAGGUCACUGAUUUUGAUUGAGUGGGGGCCCUUAAAUGGUUUGGUUACUGAAGUGGGUUACUAAAGAUGGCUGGCUAACUUAGUAAUCCUUCUUUGUGAAAUACCUUCUAUGUGGGCUUGGCUCGAACUGUCCAACUGUUGCCCUUCCACUAAGCCUCAAUAUCACCAGUCGUUAUCAAGCGUAAUGAACUGACAAUUGAAUAAGGGCUCUAAUGAUAAAACUGACAGUGGUAUCUGGUCAUCUUCAUUUAAUUGAACAAGCUAUUCUAUUUGCAGGGGAGAAAUGUAAUUUUAUUUCUGUCGCCCCCGGAUUUUGAUCCCGUUAGAAGAACAUUGCAUUGUGAUUAUGGUGUUGUCAGAGCCAAUCAGAGCUAACAAUGGAGGAUUUUGAGUAGAAACUCCGCUCUCAUCCCCAAAUGACAAUGGCCUCUUGUAUGUGUGUUUGUGCCUGCGCAUAUCUUUUUUAGGGAGGGAGUGGAAAAGAGGAAAUGUCCAUGUGUGUGUGUGUGUACUUCUGUGUGUGUGUGUACUUCUGUGUGUGUGUCUAUGUGUGUGUCUGUGUGUGUGUCUGUGUGUGUGUCUGUGUGUGUGUGUGUCUGUGCGUGUGUCUGUGUGUGUGUCUGUGCGUGUGUCUGUGCGUGUGUCUGUGUGUGUGUCUGUGUGUGUGUCUGUGUGUGUGUCUGUGCGUGUGUCUGUGUGUGUGUCUGUGUGUGUGUCUGUGCGUGUGUCUGUGUGUGUGUCUGUGUGUGUGUCUGUGUGUGUGUCUGUGUGUGUGUCUGUGUGUGUGUCUGUGCGUGUGUCUGUGUGUGUGUCUGUGUGUGUGUCUGUGCGUGUGUCUGUGCGUGUGUCUGUGCGUGUUUCUGUGCGUGUUUCUGUGUGUGUGUCUGUGUGUGUGUCUGUGCGUGUGUCUGUGUGUGUGUCUGUCUUACUUAUCGCCCUUAGUCUGUUCAUUUGAAAUGUAUUUUAAAGGAAAAGUGCAAUAUGGGCUUUCAUCUACACACCUGUAGCUUCAACAUAGCUUCCUAACAAGGAUGUUGUUUUUUACAACAGACAUAAGGUGUCCCAAAUGGCACCUUAUUCCCUACAUAGUGAACUACUUUUGAACACAGCCCUGUAUAGAGAAUAGUGAUAUUUGGGACACAGACAUUCACAGCAUACUGAGAGUUGACAUUCAGAGGCGCAGAGAAAAAUGUCUCCUGACUGGCCCUUUAAAAAGUAAAUUGGGCUGUGUGUGCUGUUGCAAUGUGCUUUUUUGUGUGUAUUUCACUCUCCACCUUGUGUCAUUGUCAUUGUAGAUGCUGUGUGCAUACUGUAUGUGAAAAAAAAGAAACAAUGAAUGCAUAAACUUUAACUUCACUGACGUGCAUACACAUGCAUGGGGAAAUGUUGACAGGUUUUCUUAGCUUCAUGUGUAUGUGUCAAGCUGAUAUGGACCAUUCAACUCUAUUUCAUCAACUUUGAUUAUACAAGCCCUCUGUAACACAGUGAAUCUGUAUUUUAGCGUGAGCUUCUUUUACAACGAAACCAAUUGAUUUCUUUCAUUACACUGUUACACUGUCUAUCUCGUAGUAGUGUAGUCCCAAGCAUUUUAUUCAUGGUAAUGGUUAUAAUGGCAAACACUUGAUUCAUAUUUGACUUGUUUUAACUUUUACCAGCUGGCUGGUUUAUUUGUUCUAUGCAGCAGAGAUGUAUUGGUAAACCUGUACCUGUGCUCUACUUUGAAACAUUGAAAAAUCAAGUAUACAAAAAAAAUAUAUACACUAAAGAGUUGUAAUAAUUGGUUAUUUCUGAUUCCCCUGCUACUGUUUUUAUUUUUACAAGAGGGCUCAUUGUAUAUUUCUUAAAUUGUUUGGGUUCUGUUUUCCUACAUUCUUGACUAUUUGUAACCUGUGAUUCUUCUAACAAACGAGUUGAACCAAUAUGUUAACAUGAGGUUCUGCUGUCAUGAAUGGAGCGCUAAGGAUUUUCUGCUGCUUAUUUGAAAUGUGAAUUAAUCAACACAUCACUAUGGAGGGUGAGGUUUCUCUGAUGCAACACAUCACUAUGGAGGGUGAGGUUUCUCUGAUGCAACACAUCACUAUGGAGGGUGAGGUUUCUCUGAUGCAACACAUCACUAUGGAGGGUGAGGUUUCUCUGAUGCAACACAUCACUAUGGAGGGUGAGGUUUCUCUGAUGCAACACAUCACUAUGGAGGGUGAGGUUUCUCUGAUGCAACACAUCACUAUGGAGGGUGAGGUUUCUCUGAUGCAACACAUCACUAUGGAGGGUGAGGUUUCUCUGAUGCAACACAUCACUAUGGAGGGUGAGGUUUCUCUGAUGCAACACAUCACUAUGGAGGGUGAGGUUUCUCUGAUGCAACACAUCACUAUGGAGGGUGAGGUUUCUCUGAUGCAACACAUCACUAUGGAGGGUGAGGUUUCUCUGAUGCAACACAUCACUAUGGAGGGUGAGGUUUCUCUGAUGCAACACAUCACUAUGGAGGGUGAGGUUUCUCUGAUGCAACACAUCACUAUGGAGGGUGAGGUUUCUGAUGCAACACAUCACUAUGGAGGGUGAGGUUUCUCUGAUGCAACACAUCACUAUGGAGGGUGAGGUUUCUCUGAUGCAACACAUCACUAUGGAGGGUGAGGUUUCUCUGAUGCAACACAUCACUAUGGAGGGUGAGGUUUCUCUGAUGCAACACAUCACUAUGGAGGGUGAGGUUUCUGAUGCAACACAUCACUAUGGAGGGUGAGGUUUCUGAUGCAACACAUCACUAUGGAGGGUGAGGUUUCUCUGAUGCAACACAUCACUAUGGAGGGUGAGGUUUCUGAUGCAACAUAUCAUCAGAUAUUUGUCAUCGCUUUUCAGCCACUAUAUCACCUACAUUUUGUGGGUUGAAGAACUUGGUAGGUAAGAGGAUGGCAGUCAAGACAGAUUGCUCUCUGAAAGACCGAGUACUGUAAAUCACUUUCAUUGUUCAAUCAGAUAUUAAAAAUCAAUAAUUUCUUUGAAUAUCAUCAUUUGCAAACUCACAUGGACCUUUCCUAAGGCUAAUCAGCUCAGUAGGUAGGGGAACCAGAAUUUAAUGGGGACCAGAUAUACCAUUCCUCUGUCUGAACCUUGGCUGGUAUGAUAUUCAUGAUAACAGCACUUAGGUCUGGACUACUAACUUAACAUAACAUUUUAUCUAUUUCAAUUAUUUAUCCUCUAUUUCUUUUAUUUUUGUUCAUCUUUGUAAAGGGAUUUUAAAACUAUGCACACGAGUCCAAGACUCUCUGAGAGGUCCACCCAAACUCAUGACCUUAAGAAUUAUAAUAUUAAUAAUAAGAGAUGUAUAUGAUUUAAAAAGUCAACAGUUAAUGAAUUUAUAUCAAUAGACGACUAUUGAAAUUACUAUUUUUCUGAUUUUCCAGAAUUAUUUAGACAUUUAUUGUAAACACACACACAGGUAUUGCUCCAAAGUUUAUCUUUUUUUUUUCUCCUAAAAUGCAUUUAUUCUAUCACAUUCAACUCACAUGUGGAGGGAUACUGUGACAUGAUGAAUUGGAACUAUAUCUGUACACACAUUGUAAUGUUUCCUAUUCAAGAUGGUAAAUGUCUAUUUGAACAAUUUAAAUAUUUUUGGGAAAUAAAGCUGUUGUUGGGUAUCUAAAAAAA
This is a messenger RNA of Oncorhynchus keta (chum salmon), 6811 nucleotides long. RefSeq names its product estrogen-induced osteoclastogenesis regulator 1b (gene eeig1b). Bases 292 to 1542 code for a protein of 416 amino acids. The record is from RefSeq and is a predicted model, not a curated record. Lineage: Eukaryota; Metazoa; Chordata; Actinopteri; Salmoniformes; Salmonidae. The transcript is spliced from 16 exons.